UGAAGAGGUGGGAGUUCCGUGAACGCAUCUCCAGUCUGAAACUCUAAGCGGCGAAUCGGACAUGACAUCAAAAUGUGAGUCUGUUCCGCAUUCCUCAAACACACACACACGGACACACACACACACACACACACACACACACACAGCAGCAGCACACGGACACACAGUCCGGACUGGGAUCGGGAGCAGACCAGGAUCACGUCCAUGGGUUAAGUCUGCGGUUCAUCGGAGCAUCAGAACCGGAAUGUGAGGUCAAACUGAAGAGGAUGAAGAGUCAAAGUUCUCAUGAUGAUGACGAAAGAGUUAACGAUCUGAUGAGGAUGAAGUCCAGCUUCAGAUAAUCUGUCGGGACCAUUAGAGAGAUCCAACAUGGCUGCCUUCAAACCUGAAAAUGUGGAAGACUUUUAUGAGAUGGGAGAAGUUCUGGGGAGCGGGCACUUCGGUCAGGUCCGGCAGGUGCGGGAGCGCUCCACUGGGACUCUUUGGGCGGGAAAGUUCAUGAAGAUCAAGAAGAGUCCGUGCAGUCUCCUGGGUCUGGAUCGGGGCGGCGUGGAGCGCGAGGUCGAGAUCCUGCAGGCGGUUCAACACACGAACAUCGUGACUCUCCGAGACGUGUUCGAGAGCCGAGCGGAGGUGGUGCUGAUCCUGGAGCUAGUGAGCGGAGGAGAGCUGUUCGACUUCAUCGCUGGGAAGGAGAAUCUUCUAGAAAGUGAAGCCAUCGAGUUCAUGAAACAGAUUCUGGAGGCUCUGCGGUUCAUGCACAGCAAGAACAUCGUUCACUUCGACCUGAAGCCGGAGAAUGUGAUGCUGUCGGACAACUCUUCUCAUCCAGUCAUCAAACUCAUCGACUUCGGCCUCGCUCAGCGUCUCCGUCAGGGGGAGGAGUAUAUCAGCACGAGUGGAACGCCGCAGUACAUCGCCCCCGAAGUGAUCAACAGUGAACCUCUGAGUACAGCUGCAGAUAUGUGGAGCAUCGGAGUCAUCACCUACAUACUUCUGAGUGGUUUGUCACCGUUUCAAGGCUACACCGACGAAGAGACUCUGAGGAACAUCCUCGCCAUCGCUUACGAGUUCGAUGAUCAAGUUUUCAGCACGACGAGCUCGAUGGCCAAAGACUUCAUCCAGAAACUGUUUGUCAAAGAUCCAAGAGAGAGAAUGACAGCCGACGAGAGUCUUCUUCAUCCCUGGAUCAAACCGAUCACUCGUACUCAGGCGACCAAAAGGAAUCGCUCAUCCAUCAACAUGAAGAACUUCAAAAAGUUCAACGCCCGUAGGAAAUGGAAGAUGUCCUAUAACAUGGUGUGGAUGUGUAACCGCUUUGUCCGCCUGAAGCUACUGUGUAAAAGCGCCAACCCGGAUCCCCUCCAGAGGGACUGUGAAAGUGAUGCCGAAGACACAGAAACCAAACCAGCUUCCCUGCUGCGACGACGACUCAGCAGCAGUUCGUAAAGGUGAUGAUGGAGAGCUGAGGAAGAUGAAGAGCUGAGAGGAGGAAGAGCUGAGAGGAGGAAGAGCUGAGAGGAGGACGACGAGGGGCUGAGGAUGAUGAGCUCAGAGGAUGAGAUGGAGAGCAGUUUGGAGGACGCGCUGCCCCGUCUGAUGAGACUCUUUACUAAAGAACUUCAACAAACUUCUAUUUUCUAUAAAGUCUUCCGUCACUAAACAUAAUAAUAUUUUUGUAAAUGUCGUCCUGUGUUUGUGAUACGUCGGUCAGUGAGUAAAUAUCUGUAAAGUACACAAACAUAUAAACAACCAUGAAACAAAAAAAAACAAGAAUCUGCGUCACUGAAGUUUUAACUUAAAGGAACAUUUUUGGUGCUUUCACACUCGUACAAAAACUCCUGAAAACUCCCGAAAUUUUCAGGUUGAGCUGCAUGUGUGGACGCAAACAGACUUCAUUUUUUUUCCCUGCCAGCCUCGUUUUAAUUUUUGUUGCAUGUGAGCCGGGGGGGGGGGGGGGGGGGGUGAGAUGAUGUGUGAUCGCCGCGGGGAAAAACCCAGGGAUAUUCAUCUCCAGCGAGUGGAAGGGGGGUGAAGAUGUUUAUUCCCCGACGCAGGCGCAUGACCAUAGACUGCAUGCAAGCAAUCUAGGAUAGUCUUCGCUUUGAGGUGCAUGUGUGAACGAACAACUCAGGAAGAUUUCAGGGGCAGGGAAAUUGUCAAGACAUUUGCACGUGUGGAAACGGUUGAUGUGUUACUACCUCUGUCUCACAUUAAGAGCUCUCGCUGUUCAUUGUUAUAAUAAAGUCGAAGUUACUUCAGAUCUGGGAAGAAAGAUGUUUUAGUUUUAUUUGGGUGGUUUGUUAAUGUGACCUUACUUUCUUUAUCAUCUGUUUACAGUUCAAUCACAGGAUGAAGCACAGAGCAGUGAAUCUAACGGGAUGCAGCUGCAGCAUCUUUGAUGACUGUCACGGGUUAAGACAAUAUCAGAAAAUAUUUUAUGUACGUUACCUGGUUUAAAGUGGUGUUUUAAUAAAUGGUGUUUUGGAUUGAUAUGAAAGUGA
This is a messenger RNA of Labrus mixtus (cuckoo wrasse), 2504 nucleotides long. Its product is annotated as death-associated protein kinase 2. Gene Ontology annotation, cellular component: cytoplasm; nucleus. The record is from RefSeq and is a predicted model, not a curated record. NCBI's taxonomy places the organism in Eukaryota, Metazoa, Chordata, Actinopteri, Labriformes, Labridae. The transcript is spliced from 12 exons. Gene Ontology annotation, biological process: intracellular signal transduction; positive regulation of apoptotic process; protein phosphorylation. The coding region runs from base 370 to 1449 and encodes 359 amino acids. Gene Ontology annotation, molecular function: ATP binding; protein serine/threonine kinase activity.